AUGGCUUAUAGCCAACUUAAUAAUGUUAAUAAUAGUGACAUUCCUCCCGCACAACAAACGUCACAACAGAUUCAUAAUUGCGAUCAUAGUUCGCAAGACUCUCAAACUAACGACCAAUAUACAAGACUUAAUGAUUCAACUAGUCUGUAUUUAACAAACUUUAAUUUCAACCGACUAGAUAUACAAGAAAUUUUUAAUACUCUUAAAAAUAAAUUUGGCUUCCAAGAAGAUAAUAGUCGAAACAUGUUUGAUUAUUUAAUGUGCAUGUUGGACUCUCGUGCUUCAAGAACGAAUCCAUAUCAGGCUUUACUUACCCUCCAUGUUGAUUAUAUUGGAGGAAUUGAUGCUAAUUAUCGUAAAUGGUGUUUUGCUUUGGGUUUUGGAGGUAAUGUUGAUUCAGAGAAUGACCUACAAGACAAUGAACAAUGGAAUAAACGAAUGGAUUCCAUAUCAAAAUAUCCAGAGGAAAUGGUUCGUCAAUUGGCCUUAUGGUUAUUAUUAUGGGGUGAAGCUUCUUCAGUUCGAUUUAUGAGCGAAUGUUUAUGCUUUAUUUUCAAAUUAGCUUAUGAUUAUGAUAAGAGUUCUAAAAGUUCUCAAGUACAAUUACUUGAAAGAGAUUAUCUUGACAAUAUUAUAACACCGAUUUACCGUUACAUUAAAGAUCAAUGCUACGAAGAUAAGCCAAAAGAUCAUGCUGAAACAAUAGGAUAUGACGAUAUCAAUCAACUUUUUUGGUAUCGGGAAACUAUUAAUAGUAUAGUUUUUCAGAAAAAGAGUGACUCGCCAAUUAAAAAUAUUAUGGAUGUACAUCACAGUAAACGUUAUUUAAAGCUUAGACACGUAAAAUGGGAUCUUGUAUUUAUUAAAACGUACAAAGAAAAACGUACGUGGCUUCAUUUAGUAGUUAAUUUUACGCGUAUAUGGAUUAUCGAGUUUACCAUCUUUUGGUAUUUUAUGACCUAUAUUAUUCUAUCUCUUAAUAAACAUAAGCUUGAACCAGCAGUACAAUGGUCUAUUGUUGCAAUCGGGGGUGCGAUUUCUACUUUUUUAAUGAUAAUUGGAAGUAUCUGCGAACUAUUUUUCGAUCCAUUAAGAAUUAAUUUAAUAUUAAUUCAACUGCUAAUAUUAAUAAUAAUCGUAUUUAUUAUAAACUUUGUUCCAAUUUAUAUAAUAAUGAAAGACCCUACAUCUUCAAUAUCUUUAAUAGUAGGUAUGGUUCACUUUGUAAUAUCAUUAAUUACGACGUUUAUGUUUGCCAUAAUUCCGAAAUCUCAUAUCUUUAGAAAAAGUGAAGCACUUCAUGCUUUUACUGCCAAUUAUGCUCAUCUUAGCAAUAAGGAUCGUGCAGUUUCAAUUGGAUUUUGGUUCUGCGUUUUUGGAUGUAAAUUGGUAGUGUCAUAUUUCCUGUCUUAUCUAUUCGUAGAUUUUUUUGAAUCUAUGCUUAAAAUGAAAGUGAUUGAUAGUACACUUUAUUCUUUAAUCUUAGUAUUAGCCAUCGUUACUAUGUUCUCUUGUUACCUUAUUCUUUUAUUUUCGAGUACAUAUCUCUGGUAUGUAAUUUGGAAUGUAAUUUUUUCGAUAGCUAUUUGCACACUUGGGAGACCUAUUCGGACUUCUCAAAAAGAUAACUUUACUAUGUUACCAAAACAUAUUUGUACAAAAAUUUUGGGCUUAAACAAUAUGGAAGUUAGUUACGUGUCACCAAUUUGGAAUUCCAUUAUUACUUCCAUGUAUAAUGAACAUCAAUUAUCGAUUAAGAAUUUUGAGAGCUUACUUUAUCUACAGGGGAAUGAUAGAGAUUCAUGGAAUUCUCCACCCAUUUUUGUAAAUCAUAAUGAUGAACAAUAUUAUCAACCAAUGAGUGAAGUUGAACGUCGUAUUACAUUUUUUGCAAAGAGUUUGUCGAAUAAUAUUCAAGAUCCUUUGCCAAUUCAAAAAAUGCCGACAUUUACAGUUUUUACUCCUCAUUAUUCAGAAAAGAUUCUCCUUUCGCUUCGUGAAAUUUGUGAAAUGGAUCAAAAUUCACGAAUUAAUUGGUUUGAAUACUUAAAACAAUUACAUUCAACUGAAUGGGAAAAUUAUGAAAAAAAUGAUACUAUAGAUAUAUGGGAUUCAAUUCGUAUACAAGAUUAUUUAAAAGAAGACAACCUUACUAAAGAAGAUGAAAAUUUACGUAAACGUAAAUGGGUUUCACGCCGUGCACAAACUUUAUUUCGUACUAUUUCCGGAUUCAUGAAUUAUCAAAAAGCAAUAAAGCUUUUGUAUCGCAUAGAAAAUCCCGAAAUUGUUGCUUCGUGUACAAACGAUCCGGAGAAACUUGAGAAUGAGAUGGCCUCAGUAGCUCGUCGUAAAUUCAAAUUUUUAGUCUCUAUGCAGAGAUAUAACGAAUUUGACGAAGAGGAGCAAAAGAAUGUGGAUUUUUUAUUACGUUCUUAUCCAGAUCUUCAAAUUGCUUAUCUUGAUCAAGUACCAUGGGAAAAUAAGGAAAUUGAACCAAAAUUUUUUUCCGUUUUAAUUGAUGGUCACUGUGAAAUAUUACCGGAUGGAAAACGCAAACCAAUUUAUCGAAUCCAGCUCCCUGGAAAUCCGUUUCUUGGAGAUGGUAAAUCGGAUAAUCAAAACCACGCAAUUAUUUUUUGCCGUGGUGAAUACAUUCAAUUAAUUGAUGCCAAUCAAGAUAAUUACUUUGAGGAAUGCCUCAAAAUAAAGAAUAUUCUUGGCGAAUUCGACCAAACUGAUGAUAUAAAAGUUACAAUAUCGCCUUAUUCUUCUGUUAGUGAAUCGUCAAAAAAACAUCCCGUUGCUAUUGUUGGAACUUGUGAAUAUAUAUUUUCCAAAAAUUAUGGUGCUCUUGGAGAUUUAACUGCUGGAAAAGGGCAAGCUUUUAGUACGUUAACUCAACGGUUCACUGCUAAAGUAGGUGGAAGAUUACAUUAUGGGCAUACAGAUUUUUUAAACGCCAUCUUCAUGACAACGCGUGGUGGAAUAUCAAAAGCUAUGAAAGGUCUACACCUUAGCGAGGAUAUUUUCGCUGGUAUAAACUCAUUUAGCCGUGGUGGUCGUAUAAAGCAUUGCGAAUAUAUUCAAUGUAGUAAAGGUCGCGAUAUUGGCCUUGAUUCGAUUCUUCAUUUUACAACAAAAACCAGUACUGGUAUGGGAGAACAAAAUUUAUCGAGAGAGUACUAUUACCUUGGAACACAACUUUCUUUAGACAGGUUCUUAACUUUUUUUUAUGCUCAUCCUGGUUUUCAUUUUAAUCAUGUUUUUAUUAUAUUAUCAGUUCACCUUCUCAUGCUUAGCAUAAUGUUCAUUGGUGCAAUAAGAGCUGUUCUUCCUGUUUGCAACAACUCACAUAGUGAAUGUUCUAAUUUUAUACCUGUAAUUAACUGGAUUAAGUGUUCCAUAAUUUUAAUUAUUGUUGCAUCAUUCAUUGAUUUUUUGCCAUUAUUCUCACAAGAACUUGAAGAAAAUGGCUUAGUUCGUAGUGCUAUACGAUUUGGCAAACAUCUUAUGUCAUUAUCACCCUUCUUUGAAGUAUUUAAUACUCAAAUAUAUGCUAAUAGUAUUAUGACAAAUCUUAAAUUCGGAGGUGCAAAAUAUAUAUUUUCUGGACGUGGAUUUCCUACAACACGUAUUCCAUUUUCUACAUUAUAUUCACGUUUCUCUGGGCCAAGUAUUUUCUUUGGAAUGAGGAUUCUAUUAAUUUUGCUCUUUGUUUCCUUAACCAUGUGGAUAUCAUAUUUUAUAUACUUUUGGUUUUUAAUUAUAGCUCUGUGUGUUUCACCAUUCUUAUUCAAUCCACAUCAAUUUUCUUUCGUGGAAUUUAUAAGUGAUUACCGUGAAUUCUUGAUAUGGAUGUAUUCAGAAUCAGGCACGCAUGCUAAUUCUUGGAUUGAUCAUUGUCGUGCUUCAAUGACAAUGAUUAUUAAUCAUAAAUUAGGGUAUCAUUCUGGAAAAUUGGUUGAAGAUGCUUCACAUCCAAGUUUUACUACUGCUAUUUUUGGAGAAAUAAUCUCAUCUUUUAUAAUGGCAGCUAUUUUCAUUAUUGUUCUCAUUUUCGUAAAGAGUUUUGAUCCAGCAACUUCAGGAUUACCAAAUACGGGACUAAGUGUUGUAAUUUAUGUGACUACUAUCGCAAUUGGGCCUAUAUUAAUGAAUACGAUUGCAUUGUUCGGACUUUAUCUUGUUUUAUUCUGUUUGAAAUCUAUUUUUAAAAGAUGGAUUGACAAAUUUGGAGUACUAAUUAACACCAUAGCGCAUACUUUUGCAAUUAUUAAUCUAGUUAGUACUAUUGAAUACUUAUGGAUUAUAGAAUCAGGGAAACCAGUAAAUGCUAUUUUAAGCGUAAUUGUCAUAUCAGCGGUACAAAGAUUUGUAUUUAAAGUGAUUACCAAUUUUUACGGAAAGAAACUUGGAUUCUUGUCUAUAACACAACCAUUUCGUGACAAAAUAAUUGAAAUGUCUCUUUUUGCAAAUGACUUUGUAUUAGGACAUAUACUAUUAUUUAUGCUAGCACCAAUAUGUCUAAUCCCACGGAUUGACACUUUACAUUUCAUUAUAUUAUUUUGGUCAAAACCGAACAAAAAAGUUAGUGCACCAAUAUCUUUACGAGAACAAAAAUGUAAUGUUUGGAUUUACGGAUUAGUAUUUUUCAUAAUAUAUAUGUUCUUCAUGGGUUUAAUAAUUGGACCCAUAGUGAUUAACAAAUCAUUUCUGAAUCACAUUUUUCAUCAUAUGUCUAAGUCAUAA
Messenger RNA from Rhizophagus irregularis DAOM 181602=DAOM 197198, 4749 nucleotides. The record is from RefSeq and is a predicted model, not a curated record. Lineage: Eukaryota; Fungi; Glomeromycota; Glomeromycetes; Glomerales; Glomeraceae.